This is a messenger RNA of Haliotis rubra (blacklip abalone), 2850 nucleotides long. Its product is annotated as interferon-induced protein 44-like. Lineage: Eukaryota; Metazoa; Mollusca; Gastropoda; Lepetellida; Haliotidae. The record is from RefSeq and is a predicted model, not a curated record.
AGAGUUAUUGAGGAGAUACUGUGGUCAUGAGUAAACUAACCAAGACUUACAAGGAUCAGUUAUGUACCUGGAUAGGAGGGAGGAAGGACUUCAAUCUGCUGUACCAGGCAACCAGAGACGGAUGUAGCGGCCCGACCUUCCAUCAGAAGUGCGACAACAAGGGAGCAGCCGUCUCUGUCUUCUACAACACUGCUGGGUAUGUGUUCGGUGGCUAUACAUCGGUCAGCUGGUCAAGUGAUGGAACCUACAGAUCAGACCACCAGGCCUUCCUGUUCAGGCUUCAGGCUGCGAAUAGUUUUCAACCGCAAAAGUAUCCCGUAAAGACGGAAAAUGUGCAACAUACCGUUUAUCAUAACCCUGACUGUGGAUCAACCUUUGGAGGAAGACAUGAUUUGUUCCCUUUCAGUUCAACUAUUAAUAAACAGAACAAUUAUUUCCAAGGCAAUGGAUACACAAGUCCAAACUCUUACAACAUGUUAGGAGGCAGUACAUCCACCUUCACAGGAGACAAUUUACAGUUUACUGAUGUGGAAGUAUGUCAAGUUACAGAACACGCUGCACGCCAAGAUGAGACACCGUGGCGGAAACUACCUGAGGUGAAACAAAAGGUACUGAAGUCUGAACUGGAGACGUACUCACCCCCGGGGAAGCUGGAUCAUGUGAACAUCUUGUUGCUGGGGGCGGUUGGAUCGGGCAAAUCCAGCUACUUCAACACCAUCAACUCUAUAUUCCAAGGGCGGAUAACCUCCGUCGCCUGCAGCGGAAGUGCAGAACACAGUCUAACUACUACCUAUCGUUUGUACAAGAUAAAAUCGCCGACAAGUCGACAGCCCUUGAAAGUUCGACUUUGUGACACAAGGGGACUUGAAGACGGUCUCAAUCUUGAUCUGUCGGACCUGAUGGCGAUCAUCGACGGUCAUUUGCCGGACAGGUUCACGACUUCAUAUUCCCGUACCCCCAUCCCUUUGAAAGCACUGUCCCGAGACGAGAUCCCUUUGCCACGGACCUACGGACAGGCGCUUAUUUCGAGCACAGAAUACAAUAACGCGUGGUUAAUUAGUGUUUUACAACAUCAGAUCAUGGAACGAACUUUGACGAAGAAGGAUCAGAAACAACUGAACAGAUGGUUAAACGCAAGGAAAGACUUUGAACUUCUGUACAAGGCCACCCGUGAUGGUUGUUCCAGCACCGCCUUCCACGUGGAGUGUGACAGCAAGGGGCCUACAGUCACAGUCUUCUAUAACACGUCGGACUGCGUGUUUGGUGGCUACACCUCGGUCAGCUGGGACUCUGCUGGUGCCUACAAGGUCGACCAGACAGCAUUCCUGUUCCGUUUGUACUUCCAAGGUUCCAGCAACCCUAAACAAUACCCAGCAACAAACGGCAACGAGGCAAUUUACGGACACGCGACCUAUGGCCCUAUGUUCGUGGCCUGUUCCAACCUCAACUGCUACGAUGUGGAAGUCUACAGUGUGAAAGAUGGAAGCAUUCUCAACGACGAUCCAUGGAGACAACUCACAGAAUCUAAAUCAAAGGUACUGAAAUCUGAGAUCGAAACAUAUUCCCCCAUCGAUGGGGUGAAGGUGGGACGAGUCAAUAUUCUACUGGUGGGGGCGGUAGGAGCCGGUAAGUCCAGCUACUUCAACACCAUGAACUCAAUCUUCAGAGGUCACGUGACUAGUCAAGCCUGCAGUGGAAGUGCCGAACACAGUCUUACGACGCAUUAUCGGAAGUAUAAAGUGAGAUCCCCUGAGGGUAAACCACUCAAGUUCCGACUGUGUGACACGAGGGGCCUAGAGGAAGCCCAAGGAAUGGACGCGGCUGAUGUGGUAGCCACAUUGGAUGGACACCUUCCUGACAAAUAUAUGUUUAACCCAGCUCUGUCUAUUUCGCCUGACACCCCUGGAUACAAGAAGACCCCUAAAACACAAGACAUGAUACACUGUGUGGCAUUUGUCAUUGAUGGCUGUUCCGUAGACGUGUUCCCGGACAAAAUUCUGCAGAAUAUGAAAGCUAUACAACAGAAAGCCAACCAGAGAGGUAUACCACAAGUGGUCAUCUUGACCAAGGUGGAUAAGGCCUGUCCACAUGUUGAAGAGGAUCCAGGGACCCUGUUCUACAGCCCUGCAGUCAGCGAACUGGUGGAACAAGUGUCCCAACUCAUUGGUCUGCCCCGUGCCCACGUUCUGCCCGUGAAGAACUACGAGAAGGAAAUGGAGCUGGUGGAUAACGUGGAUGUUCCUGCUCUGAUCAGCCUCCGUCAGAUGCUAAGAUUCGCUGAUGACUAUCUCUACAACUUCCUGGAUGAGGAGGAUAAAGAUGAAUAAAUAUAUGUUAUUCAUUACUCCAUUUGGUCAUAAACAACCAGACCAAUGUACCGUUUUUCAAAUCGCAAAAAUGAAAAAUACGUUGUCCUUUUCACCCCUGGCUUAUCUCAAUGAAGUAGCACGGUUUUUUUGCCACACAGCUAGUACAUGAGAUUUAUGGUUGAUCAUGAUGAGAACACAUUCGAUGUAGCCUACAUAAUCAAAACUUGCCUCUCCUUUCUUGAAUCCAGCAAUAUAAAGUGCUACUGCUUUAAGUAUUCGGUUCAAUAUAUUUGUAUAUUUAUCGGAGUCACGCUAUGUCUUCCCACUUUUGAUUAAAUGGACAGCUGGGUAACAGAUCGCAUCUGAGAUUCAGAGAAACGAAACUUGGAACAGUGUCAAUGUUUUUCCGGGAAACAUUCUGUUCCGGUCAGUUAUGAAGACAAAGACCCAUAAACGUGACAUGCCUUUCCUGUACUGAGGAAAUGAGACAACUUGUGUAUGUGAAAAUUCCUUUCAUUUGGAUGUGAUAGAUGUGUGGUUU